Messenger RNA from Ambispora leptoticha, 251 nucleotides. The record is from the annotation of a GenBank genome assembly. NCBI's taxonomy places the organism in Eukaryota, Fungi, Glomeromycota, Glomeromycetes, Archaeosporales, Ambisporaceae.
AUUUUAUGUUGGAUUAUUGUGGACGUGUUCCUCGACGCCUGACGAAAAAAACAUCUGAAAGAUAUGAAGGGAGCUAUCGACAAUGUGAUAUGCCUAAUAAUUCUUUGGAAGAAAUCCCGGAAGAGCUACAUGAAGAUUGGUGGUCUAAAAUGGAGAGUAUAAUCGACUUUGGGGAUAAUUUUAUAGAUCCUACGACUGAUGUAGGAAAAGCCGAUAUUGGCUUCCUUCAGGACAAUGAAUAUACAAAUUGA